Messenger RNA from Morus notabilis, 2159 nucleotides. Its product is annotated as T-complex protein 1 subunit eta. Gene Ontology annotation, molecular function: ATP binding; ATP-dependent protein folding chaperone; ATP hydrolysis activity. NCBI's taxonomy places the organism in Eukaryota, Viridiplantae, Streptophyta, Magnoliopsida, Rosales, Moraceae. The transcript has 14 exons. The record is from RefSeq and is a predicted model, not a curated record. Gene Ontology annotation, biological process: protein folding. Bases 197 to 1885 code for a protein of 562 amino acids. Gene Ontology annotation, cellular component: chaperonin-containing T-complex.
GAAAAAACAAGAAAAAAAAAAACCACCCCCGCAAAUCUGAGAACCUAGAAAGCGCCAGGCCAGGCCAGAACAGAGGAGUUUAAAGUUCCUUUUCUGCCAAAACCAAAACCCUAGCUCUCUUCACAGCUCAAGAGCAAGAUCUCUCUCUCUCUCUCUACUUUCUCUCACUACCACUCCAACAUCCGCGGACGCAACAAUGGCAGCCAUGCUGCAACCUCAGAUCAUACUGCUCAAGGAAGGGACGGACACGUCGCAGGGGAAGCCGCAGCUAGUGAGCAACAUCAACGCCUGCACGACGGUGGCCGACGUGAUACGGACGACCCUGGGGCCCAGGGGAAUGGACAAGCUCAUUCACGACGACAAGGGCAACGUCACCAUCUCCAACGACGGCGCCACUAUCAUGAAGCUUCUCGACAUCGUCCACCCCGCCGCCAAGAUCCUCGUCGACAUCGCCCGGUCCCAGGAUUCCGAGGUUGGUGAUGGGACCACCACUGUUGUCCUGCUUGCAGGGGAGUUUCUAAAGGAGGCCAAGCCUUUCAUAGAGGAUGGUGUCCACUCCCAAAAUUUGAUUAGGAGUUAUCGCACUGCAUGCCAUUUGGCAAUUGAGAGAGUAAAAGAACUAGCCUUUAGCAUAGAGGGAAAAAGUUUGGAAGAAAAGAAAGGCCUCCUUGCUAAAUGUGCUGCUACAACGCUUUCUUCAAAACUCAUUGGUGGAGAAAAGGAGUUCUUUGCAUCAAUGGUUGUUGAUGCCGUUAUUGCCAUUGGUAGUGAGGAUCGGCUAAAUAUGAUUGGAAUCAAGAAGGUUCCUGGUGGUAAUAUGCGGGACUCGUUCUUGGUGAAUGGAGUUGCCUUUAAGAAGACAUUUUCAUACGCCGGAUUUGAGCAGCAGCCGAAGAAAUUUCUAAAUCCCAAAAUUCUUCUACUAAACAUUGAAUUGGAACUCAAAUCUGAGAAGGAAAAUGCUGAGAUAAGACUUUCAGAUCCAUCGCAGUACCAGUCCAUUGUUGAUGCAGAGUGGAAUAUCAUUUAUGACAAGUUGGAUAAGUGCGUGCAAAGUGGGGCAGAAGUUGUUCUUUCGCGGCUGGCUAUUGGUGAUUUGGCUACACAGUAUUUUGCAGAUCGAGAUAUAUUCUGCGCUGGUCGUGUAACUGAAGAAGAUUUGCAACGGGUAGCUGCUGCUACGGGUGGAACCGUACAGACAUCUGUUAACAACAUUAUCGAUGAGGUACUUGGAACAUGUGAAGUUUUCGAGGAGAGGCAAGUAGGAAAUGAGAGGUUUAAUAUAUUUAGCGGAUGUCCAUCAGGUUGUACAGCAACUAUAGUUCUUCGUGGUGGAGCUGAUCAGUUUAUCGAGGAAGCUGAGCGUAGUUUACAUGAUGCAAUCAUGAUUGUUAGAAGAGCUAUGAAGAACUCUACUGUAGUUGCUGGUGGUGGUGCCAUAGAUAUGGAGAUAAGCCGAUACUUGAGGCAACAUGCACGAACAAUAGCGGGGAAGUCUCAACUUUUCAUGAACUCUUAUGCAAAGGCUCUUGAGGUUAUCCCACGACAACUCUGUGACAAUGCUGGAUUUGAUGCAACCGAUGUGCUAAACAAAUUGCGGCAAAAACAUGCACUUCCCUCUGGUGAGGGUGCACCUUAUGGUGUGGACAUUAACACUGGUGGAAUUGCAGAUUCGUGUGCUAAUUUUGUGUGGGAACCAUCAGUUGUAAAGAUCAAUGCUAUAAAUGCUGCCACUGAAGCAGCUUGCCUUGUUUUGAGUGUAGAUGAGACAGUAAAAAACCCUAAGUCUGAGAGUGCACAGGGAGAAGCCGCUGCUGGUGCCAUGGGCAGAGGGCGUGGAGGAGCUGCUUUUCGCGGUCGGGGACGUGGAAUGCGCAGGCAAUAGGCUCUCCAUGAGUAGAAAUUUACAUUUUUUGGUGACGUGAAGAAGUCGGGAUUUUGUUUAGCGUUUUGUUCACUGUUUCAUGGUUUUAAUGUGCUUCACUGUUGUGCUUCUUCCGAGUCCAUUUUGGAUUUGUAUUCAAUUGUUGAAUUUCUUGAAUCAACUAGCAAAAAUUGGGGUGACUAAGUGUUGAACACUUCUCUUAAAUUGGGUGUGGAAAUCAUGUUGGGCUGCACAAGAUGUGAAUUCAUUAGCACCAAAAGCCGUGGUGGAUAAA